This is a messenger RNA of Phytophthora sojae, 1134 nucleotides long. RefSeq lists its product as hypothetical. The coding region runs from base 1 to 1134 and encodes 377 amino acids. The transcript is spliced from 2 exons. The record is from RefSeq and is a predicted model, not a curated record. NCBI's taxonomy places the organism in Eukaryota, Oomycota, Peronosporomycetes, Peronosporales, Peronosporaceae.
AUGAAGGUGGCGCUGCAGCAACCCACGAACGAUAUUCUGACGAGAUCGCAUCGAGCCACAUUAGUCACCCGUGGACGGACCAUGAACUUGUCUUUCUGGAAGAAGGACGACGCAUUGGCGACCUCCAAGAUUCUGUCCGCAAAGGCUUCUCCUUGGAUGAAGACGAGCUUAUCUGGAAGCGUCCGGAACAAAUUAUCCAGCGGAUCGAAGCUGAACGAAUUACUACGCUCCGAGAUGCUCGAAGAAAGCGACCAACGAGCCGUCAACUUGAAUAUCCAGCUCCUCACGAGCCCAGCGCUGCUGGACCGAUUCGUGGUUUUCUCGGACUUUGGUGAAGCUUCCAGUACAGUGGAUUCCGCUCUCUCGCGAAAUGAUCUGAUCAGCGUGGGCGACCUCGCUCUAGCUCGGAGUCUGCUGUGCGACCGACACCACGGCCAAACUGCAAAUCACCUCAACGGGUACUCUGACGGCUUUAUACCUUUGACGCUGCCAACAUUUUCACCUCAAGCAGCCGAGCCAAGCAAGCAAAGUCUGAAGGUUUGGGAUGAACCGUCAAUAGAGUACUCAAAGCAAGCGGUAACUGGUUGCAGUGAGGGGUUCGAGCCUGGAAACCAGGUUGAAGACAACGACAAUGCUGUUGUUGAUGACGAUACGACGAAUCGCAAUCAAGACGGAGCCGCCCAGCCUUUCGAUCAAUUCGAUGCAGAGCCCGAUGCUCUAGUGCUCCAACGUGAGUCUCUGUGGACGUGGCUAAGUAAUCGCGACGAUGGCAUCUCGCUCGCUUCCUUGUCUUCGAGCACAAAUAGCGCGUGCAGCGAGGACCAGGCUGCAGAAGAUACGGCGUCUCGACAAUCUGGCCCCGCAGACCCCAUGCGUGCGCUCCAAGUCGUCAAGAGUGCCGUGACUAAGACAAUGGCUCGCAUCCGAGAUGAGCAACACGCCGCCUGCCAGCAGCAGCAGCAGGAGUCCGAGACACCGACGUCUCCGCCUCCAGCUCCAGCCCCAACGGCAGCAUCAAACCGGACCCCGCGUCUCGACGAGGCCAAGCGACUGGAGUUCCUGCGCGCGCUCGAAGACUUCAAGCGCUGCCUGCGACCGACCUCCUCGCCCAGCUCGCUGCUGUCUGAGGCUUGA